Molecule: messenger RNA, 372 nt
Organism: Dreissena polymorpha
Lineage: Eukaryota; Metazoa; Mollusca; Bivalvia; Myida; Dreissenidae
Exons: 3
Coding region: 19-330 (103 amino acids)
Source: RefSeq, a predicted model, not a curated record
UAUGUGGGUAUCUGUGCAAUGCGUCCCACGCCGUGUCAAAACUCUUCGAUGUGUAAAGACAAGGAAUGCUGUGUGAGCGACUAUGGUGAAGUUGGGGACAAUAUGAGCUCUGGGAAAUGCCAACCCAUGGGAAUUGCGAAGGAUAAAUGUCUACUGAGCAAUCCAUCCGGCAGACCGGAAGGAAUUGUGCCAUACGCAUGCCCAUGCAAGGAGAACCAUGUUUGUGCCGAGGUAGACGUCAUACCUGCUCGGUUUGGAUCAAUCGGAAAAUGUGUUUCUACAGCAGACAUGUUGACAGUGGACACGCACGAUAUUGAUGAAUCGGACUGAGAUAUCAAUGAAUUGAUGUGUUUCAAUGAAAAUUAAGCCAUA